Molecule: messenger RNA, 4666 nt
Organism: Physcomitrium patens
Lineage: Eukaryota; Viridiplantae; Streptophyta; Bryopsida; Funariales; Funariaceae
Product: putative cellulose synthase A catalytic subunit 3 [UDP-forming]
Biological process (GO): cellulose biosynthetic process
Cellular component (GO): membrane
Molecular function (GO): cellulose synthase (UDP-forming) activity
Source: RefSeq, a predicted model, not a curated record
CCUGACACCAUCUCUGUGCUGCCUCGCAGUCGACGAUCUGCCCACGAAAUUCGAAGACCUGGGUAGACGACGACGCUGCCAGAGCUGGGUCCAGCCAGGCACAGGCAAGGCAAGAGAGCAAGAGAGCGAGGCAAGGCCAAACAGCCAGCCCCUACCCUCUCCCCCCUUUCCCACUCCUUUGAGGCACAAUGCCACUGCUUCUCUGACGCCUCGCCACCUUUGGUAGCAGCAGCACAGGGUACCAGAAACCCGACUCUUUCAGGUUUUCCUCACGCUGUUUGUUGCAUCAGCAGCCGCGGGAACUUGGCAUCAGAAUAGAAGAAUAACCCCUGCGUGGGUAACUUGAUGAGCACUCAGUGAAUAGCCUCUGGUGUGUGUGAGUGUGUGUGCUUGCUGUCCUGUUUCCGAUGAGAUCGAUCAGUCCCCCUCUCCCGAUGCCGCGUCUCUGCAUGGUGUAGCCUGACAGCGUUUGUACAGCUCGGAAGGGGUUGUAGAGUCGACAGCGUUCGAGAGAGAGUCUCAGUUGAUAGAGGCUGAGGUCGAGCUGUUGUCAGUGUGAAGGAACCGAGAUAGAGCUUCGGAUUGUAUGGUUUUGCUCUUUGAGUAGUGCAGACGACGGACUGUCGUGUGUCUGGUGGAGGGUAGUUUUUAUUUCACUGUAGGGCUCGAGUUUUUUGAUGAGUGGUGAGUGCGAGAAGAGUGGCAGAGGUCGUGAAGGGGUUCCGGGGUGUAGGUUUGAAGCUCAAGCCUUUCGAGGGAUCGGUUGGUGUUUCCUUCGUAGCGAGCUUGGAUGUUGUGAGUGAGUUCGUGUGUGGGGAAGAGUAUGUGUGAGUGUGAGUGUGAGUGUGUGUGUGGUGUUCUGAGGAGACGGUAGUGGAGGAGACGACGACGAGGAAGAGGAGGAGGAGGAGGACGAGGGGCGGCGAGUUUUCGAAGGCGUGCAUGGCGACAGAGUGGCAGCACUGCUGCCGCAAGUCAAACCUCUGUUGACCGAGGUGUUAGGGAAGUGGCAGGAGUAGGGCGAGAAACUUGAAGGUUGUUGUUGCAGCGCCGGUGAGCGAUGGAGGCUAAUGCAGGCCUUAUUGCAGGCUCACACAAUCGUAACGAGCUGGUCGUUCUUCGACCCGAUCACGAAGGGCCGAAGCCUCUGAGUCAGGUGAAUAGUCAAUUUUGCCAAAUCUGUGGUGACGAUGUGGGAGUCACGGUUGACGGGGAGCUCUUUGUUGCUUGCUUCGAGUGUGGAUUCCCCGUGUGUCGACCGUGUUUCGAGUAUGAACGCAAGGAAGGGAAUCAGUCAUGUCCUCAAUGCAAAUCCCGCUACAAUCGUCAAAAAGGGAGUCCUCGUGUGCCUGGCGACGAAGAGGAAGACGACACCGAUGACUUGGAGAACGAGUUCGCCCUCGAAAUGGGCCAGCUCGACGAGCAGAAUGUCACGGACGCUAUGCUUCACGGGCACAUGAGCUAUGGUGGCAAUUACGACCACAAUCUUCCUAAUUUACAUCAGACGCCGCAGUUCCCCUUACUUACUGAUGGCAAAAUGGGGGAUUUGGACGAUGACUCUCACGCAAUUGUGUUGCCGCCCCCCAUGAAUGGUGGCAAGCGUGUCCACCCGCUCCCCUACAUAGAAUCGAAUCUCCCUGUGCAAGCGCGCCCCAUGGAUCCUACCAAGGAUUUGGCCGCUUAUGGGUACGGCAGCGUCGCUUGGAAAGAUAGAGUCGAAAGCUGGAAGAUGCGGCAAGAGAAGAUGAUGACUGAAGGCAGUCAUCACCACAAAGGUGGCGACAUGGAUGGUGAUAAUGGCCCUGACCUCCCGAUCAUGGAUGAAGCACGACAGCCCCUCUCACGGAAGGUGCCCAUUUCGUCUGCGAGAAUCAACCCCUACCGCAUGCUUAUCGUAAUCCGUCUCGUUGUGCUCGCCUUCUUCUUCCGCUACCGGAUUCUCAACCCCGUGGAGGGCGCUUACGGCAUGUGGCUUACAUCCGUCAUUUGUGAGAUUUGGUUCGCUAUCUCAUGGAUUUUGGAUCAGUUCCCGAAGUGGUUACCUAUCAACCGCGAGACAUACUUGGACAGGCUCUCCUUACGAUAUGAGAAAGAGGGAGAACCGUCACAGCUAGAGCACGUUGAUAUCUUCGUCAGUACCGUGGAUCCCAUGAAGGAGCCGCCACUCGUGACGGCAAACACGAUCCUGUCCAUUUUGGCUGUGGACUACCCGGUGGAUAAAGUGUCCUGCUACCUCUCAGACGAUGGAGCUGCCAUGCUAACAUUUGAGUGCAUCUCCGAGACUUCUGAAUUUGCUCGUAAAUGGGUGCCGUUCUGUAAGAAGUUCAGCAUUGAGCCGCGCGCUCCUGAGAUGUACUUCGCUCAGAAGAUCGACUACUUGAAGGACAAGGUGCAACCCACAUUUGUGAAGGAGCGCCGUGCUAUGAAGCGAGAGUAUGAAGAGUUCAAGGUGCGGGUGAAUGCGUUGGUGGCGAAGGCGCAGAAAGUUCCGGAAGAGGGAUGGACAAUGCAGGAUGGCACGCCAUGGCCAGGGAACAACAGCAGAGAUCAUCCGGGAAUGAUUCAGGUGUUUUUGGGCCACAGCGGCGGUCAUGACACUGAUGGCAACGAGCUCCCCAGGCUAGUGUACGUCUCGAGAGAGAAGCGUCCUGGAUUCAACCACCACAAGAAGGCCGGUGCUAUGAACGCCCUGGUGAGAGUGUCGGCCGUCCUCACGAACGCUCCCUACUUCCUGAAUCUCGAUUGUGACCACUACAUCAACAACAGCAAGGCGCUGCGAGAGGCCAUGUGUUUCUUCAUGGACCCCAGCGUGGGGAAAAAAGUUUGCUACGUGCAGUUCCCGCAGCGGUUCGACGGCAUAGACCGCAACGAUCGUUACGCCAACCACAACACUGUGUUCUUCGACAUCAAUUUGAAGGGCCUGGACGGAAUUCAAGGACCUGUAUAUGUAGGCACGGGAACUGUGUUCAACAGGAAGGCGCUCUAUGGAUACGAGCCCGUGUUGAAGGAGAAGGAGAGCAAGGGCACGGGCUGUGGCGCGGCCUGUUCGACCUUGUGUUGUGGCAAACGCAAAAAAGACAAGAAGAAAAACAAGAAGUCGAAGUUUUCCCGGAAGAAAACCGCGCCCACACGCUCUGACUCCAAUAUCCCUAUCUUCAGCUUGGAGGAGAUCGAAGAAGGUGAUGAGGAGAAGUCCUCGCUCGUGAACACGAUCAACUACGAGAAACGGUUUGGCCAGUCGCCGGUGUUUGUUGCCUCCACGCUUCUGGAACACGGCGGCGUGCAUCACUCUGCCAGCCCGGGAUCUCUUCUCAAGGAGGCAAUUCACGUCAUCAGUUGCGGCUACGAGGACAAGACUGAUUGGGGCAAAGAGAUUGGGUGGAUCUACGGGUCUGUCACCGAGGAUAUUCUGACGGGAUUUAAGAUGCAUUGCCGUGGAUGGCGCUCAAUCUACUGUAUGCCAACUCGGCCUGCGUUUAAGGGCUCAGCUCCCAUCAAUCUGUCCGACCGCUUGAAUCAAGUCCUCCGGUGGGCUUUGGGUUCCGUAGAAAUUUCUCUCAGCAGGCAUUGUCCGUUGUGGUACGGUUAUGGCGGACGGUUGAAGUGCCUGGAGAGACUGGCGUACAUCAACACCACAAUCUAUCCGUUGACGUCUUUGCCUCUUGUUGCGUACUGCGUGCUUCCGGCUGUGUGCUUGCUCACCGGGAAUUUCAUCAUUCCUACUAUUAGCAACCUGGAUAGUUUGUACUUCAUCUCCCUCUUUCUCUCGAUUUUCGUGACCGGCAUACUUGAAAUGCGGUGGUCUGGAGUCGGAAUCGACGAAUGGUGGAGGAACGAGCAGUUCUGGGUGAUCGGAGGAGUCUCCGCGCAUCUCUUCGCCCUCUUCCAAGGCCUGCUGAAGGUAUUCGCCGGAGUGGACACGAAUUUCACCGUCACUUCCAAACAAGCAGACGACGAAGAUUUCGGGGAGCUGUACAUGCUGAAGUGGACGUCGCUUCUGAUCCCCCCGACCACGAUCCUGAUCCUCAACCUCGUGGGCGUCGUGGCCGGCAUCUCCGAUGCAAUAAACAACGGCUACCAGUCCUGGGGUCCGUUGUUCGGGAAGCUGUUCUUCGCCUUCUGGGUGAUCGUGCACUUGUACCCGUUUUUGAAAGGUCUGAUGGGUCGGCAGAACCGAACGCCUACCAUUGUGAUCGUGUGGUCCAUUCUGCUCGCCUCCAUCUUCUCUCUCCUGUGGGUGCGGAUCAACCCGUUUUUGUCUCGGUCCAAUGGACCCAACCUGGUCGAGUGCGGGCUUAGCUGUUAGAUCCAUUGUCCUUACACAGAAUUCAACCUAGAUUAGGAGCAGCAGCAGCAGGUCCAUUGGCGGAAGGGUAUCUAUGGAUUGGAAUUCUUUUCCAUUACCGCCAAGCCCCUUUGUAAAGAUUUUACGCAGGCAGGCAGGUUAGGCAGGCGGGCAGGGUGGCGGCGGCAGUGUUCCCGUUUCUCAAAGUGUUGUGCGAAGUGCAUGAUGCGGCGAUGUUGCGAGUACACGCACAUAUGUAGAGAGAAUAACCAGCGAGAGAAAGAGAGCGAGAGAGAGACGUAGACAGACACGGUCAUGUAGUAGGAGCAGGUCACAUUUUUAUAAAUUUUUCUCAUGAUUUAUAGUUUUUCUUUCCUUUUC